Molecule: messenger RNA, 1377 nt
Organism: Kluyveromyces marxianus DMKU3-1042
Lineage: Eukaryota; Fungi; Ascomycota; Saccharomycetes; Saccharomycetales; Saccharomycetaceae
Gene: URK1
Product: uridine kinase URK1
Exons: 1
Coding region: 1-1377 (458 amino acids)
Cellular component (GO): cytoplasm
Molecular function (GO): kinase activity; ATP binding
Source: RefSeq, a predicted model, not a curated record
AUGAACCAUUCGGGCUACAUACCACCAUGGACUACACCAUAUAUUAUUGGUGUAGCGGGCAGUUCGGGGUCUGGAAAAACUAGUGUUGCAUCCAAAAUUGUAUCAGAGAUCAAUACACCAUGGACAGUCUUAAUAUCGUUGGACAACUUCUAUAAGCCUCUAAGCCCAGCCGACAAGGAGCGUGCCUUUAAUAAUGACUAUGAUUUUGACAAGCCAGAAGCUAUUGAUUUAGAUUUGGCUUAUGAAUGUAUCUUAUCAUUGAAGGAAGGAAAGAAAGUAAAGAUUCCAACAUACUCAUUUACUGACCAUGAUAGAAUUCCUAAUAAACACUUGACAAUAUAUGGUGCUAGUGUUGUUAUCCUUGAAGGAAUAUACGCCUUGUAUGAUCAAAGACUUUUAGAUUUAAUGGACCUAAAGGUCUACGUUGAUGCAGACUUAGAUGUUUGUUUGGCCCGUCGGUUAUCGAGAGAUAUUGUAUCGCGUGGUAGAGACUUGCAAGGAUGUAUUAGACAAUGGGAGAAAUUUGUUAAACCAAAUGCCGAACUAUACUUAAAGCCAACUAUGAAAGUUGCAGAUGCCAUCAUUCCAUCUAUCUCUGAUAACACCAUUGCGACGGAGAUAUUACUUAACCACAUUCAAUCAAAAUUACAGGAUAAAUCCCAACAACACUUGGCUGAAUUAAAGAAGCUUGGAACUCAUGCAAUUUCGAUAGACAAUUUGGAUACUGUCAUCAGACUGCCUCAAACUAAUCAAGUCAAAGCAUUGCAAACAAUGCUAUUAGAUAAGACAAUCUCAAGAGAUGAUUUCGUGUUUUAUUUUGACAGGCUUGCGAGUAUAUUGUUGUCAUUUGCUCUUGAUGAUAUUCCUGAAGUGGAAUCUGAUAAGAAAGUCAUAACACCUACUAAUGUUCAGUUAAAAAACCCCGUCUUUGUAGACUUCGAUAAAGUAACUGCCAUUAACAUUGUCAGAUCUGGAGAUUGUUUCAUGAGCUCAUUGAGGAAGACAAUUCCUAGCGUAGCUGUUGGAAAACUAUUGAUCCAAUCAGAUUCUAGAACAGGUGAACCUCAAUUACAUUGUUUGUUCAUUCCUCCAAAAAUUGAAUCGUUUAACCAGGUUCUUCUUAUGGAUGCCCAAAUCAUUUCAGGAUCUGCUAUCAUUAUGGCUCUUCAAGUUCUGGUUGAUCAUCAUAUUGAAUUGAAGAACAUCAAGGUCAUCGUAUACCUUGCUACGGAGACUGGUAUUAGAAGAAUUGUUGAUGCUACCAACAAUCAAGUUAAAAUAUACGCUGGUGAAAUAAUUUCUGACGAAAGAAUCAGAUCAAACCAGUGUAAUUGGGGAAGAAGGCAUUUUGUAGACACCUGCUAUUUCGGAUGCUAA